GUUUUGCACAGCCUGCCCGGUUUGGUAGUGCACGGCCGUGCCUGGCUUAUGUGGCCUCUAUGGCCCUUUUCUGCUCCACUGUCAGAAAGAGGGAGGGAGGCUUCCCCCAGCACCAAAAUAUCAUUCUGUGUGCUCUCUGCAACACAGUAGCUAAGAACAAGUUUCCCGAUUACUCCCUGGUCUUUUUGGAGUUAUUUGCUGGAAGAAGUCUUUUCCCCCACUUUAAAUGGAUGAUUGUGUUACAAUCAAGAAAAAGCAUCUCCAAAGACCAAUCUUUAGAUUAAGAUGCUUGGUAAAGCAGCUGGAGAAGGGUGACAUUAAUGUAGUGGAUUUAAAAAAGAACAUUGAAUAUGCAGCAUCUGUGCUGGAGGCAGUUUAUAUUGAUGAAACCAGGAAGCUUUUGGACACUGAGGAUGAGCUCUCUGACAUCCAGUCGGAUUCGGUCCCGCUGGAAGUGCGGGACUGGUUAGCUUCUACAUUCACGAGGGAAAUGGGAAUAGUGAAGAGGAGACCUGAAGAAAAGCCCAAAUUCCGAAGCAUUGUGCAUGCCGUGCAGGCUGGGAUUUUUGUAGAAAGGAUGUACCGAAGAACUUCUAGCAUGGUUGGUUUGGCUUACCCAGCAGAAGUGAUAGUAACAUUUAAGGAGGUUGACAAAUGGUCUUUUGAUGUAUUUGCCCUAAAUGAAGCAAGUGGAGAGCACAGUCUGAAAUUUAUGAUGUAUGAGCUGUUUACCCGAUAUGACCUUUUGAGCCGUUUCAAGAUCCCUGUUCCCAAUCUUAUUUCAUUUGCUGAAGCUCUUGAGAUAGGUUACAGCAAAUACAAAAAUCCAUAUCACAAUUUGAUCCAUGCAGCUGAUGUUACUCAAACUGUGCAUUACAUAAUGAUUCACACUGGUAUCAUGCACUGGCUCACAGAACUGGAAAUUUUAGCAAUGAUCUUCGCAGCUGCCGUCCAUGAUUAUGAACAUACUGGGACCACAAACAAUUUUCAUAUUCAGACAAGGUCAGAUGUUGCAAUAUUGUACAAUGAUCGUUCUGUUCUUGAAAAUCAUCAUGUAAGUGCUGCUUAUAGACUCAUGCAAGAAGAAGAGAUGAACAUCCUGGCAAAUUUAACCAAAGAUGAUUGGAGGUAA
This is a messenger RNA of Tauraco erythrolophus (red-crested turaco), 1132 nucleotides long. Lineage: Eukaryota; Metazoa; Chordata; Aves; Musophagiformes; Musophagidae. The record is from RefSeq and is a predicted model, not a curated record.